Molecule: messenger RNA, 1181 nt
Organism: Porites lobata
Lineage: Eukaryota; Metazoa; Cnidaria; Anthozoa; Scleractinia; Poritidae
Source: the annotation of a GenBank genome assembly
AUGCUUGGAGUGUUCACAUUCGGUAUUCCAAUGUUAGAAGUGAUGACACUCGGAAUUCAAAUGUUUGUAGUAAUUACAUUCGGAAUUCCAAUGUUUGGAAUGAUGACAUUCGUUAUUCCAAUGUUAGGAGUAAUGACAUUCGGAAUUCCAAUGUUUGGAAUGAUGACAUUUGAUAUUCCAAUGUUUGCAGUGAUGACAUUCGGUAUUCAAAUGUUCGGAGUGAUGGCAGUCGGUAUUCAAAUGUUCGGAGUGAUUACAUUCGGUAUUCAAAUGUUCGGAGUGACGGUAUUCAGUAUUCAAAUGUUCGGAGUGAUUACAUUCGGUAUUCAAAUGUUCGGAGUGAUGGCAUUCGGUAUUCAAAUGUUCGGAGUGAUGGCAUUCAGUAUUCAAAUGUUCGGAGUGAUUACAUUCGGUAUUCAAAUGUUCGGAGUGAUGGCAGUCGGUAUUCAAAUGGUAGGAGUGAUGACAUUCGGUAUUCAAAUGUUCGGAGUGAUGGCAUUCAGUAUUCAAAUGUUCGGAGUGAUUACAUUCGGUAUUCAAAUGUUCGGAGUGAUGGCAUUCGGUAUUCAAAUGGUCGGAGUGAUGGCAGUCGGUAUUCAAAUGUUAAGAGUGACGACAGUCAGAAUCAAAUGUUCGGAGUGAUGGCAUUCGGUAUUCAAAUGUUCAGAGUGAUUAAAUGCGGUAUUCCAAUGUUAGGAGUGAUAACAUUCGGAAUUCCAAUGUUUGGAAUGAUGACAUUCGAUAUUCCAAUGUUUGCAGUGAUGACAUUCGGUAUUCAAAUGUUCGGAGUGAUGACAUUCGGUAUUCAAAUGUUCGGAGUGAUGACAUUCGGUAUUCAAAUGUUCGGAGUGAUGGCAUUCGGUAUUCAAAUGUUAGGAGUGAUGACAUUCGGUAUUCAAAUGGUCGGAGUGAUGGCAGUCGGUAUUCAAAUGUUCGGAGUGAUGGCAUUCGGUGUUCAAAUGUUAGGAGUGAUUACAUUCGGUAUUCAAAUGUUCGGAGUGACGCCAUUCAGUAUUCAAAUGUUCGGAGUGAUUACAUUCGGUAUUCAAAUGUUCGGAGUGAUGGCAUUCGGUAUUCAAAUGUUAGGAGUGAUGACAUUCGGUAUUCAAAUGGUCGGAGUGAUGGCAGUCGGUAUUCAAAUGUUAAGAGUGAUGACAGUCAGAAUCAAAUGUUCGGAGUGA